UUAACUGAUUUUUUUCCAGUUCUGUUUAAUUUUUUUAUAUAACGCUUUGUGGUAGAUUUGGGAGGUGCAAUGGGCUGCCAGGGGAAGUUCCAUUGCACUACUUUGCUUUCACAACAUUACAUUUAACCCUAAAUUAGUAUGCAGUUCAUCUUAUUUGAUUUUUUUAAUGCCUUAAUAGGGUAACAUUAUAUCAAUUUUCAUUCCAGUUCAGAGUUUAUCCUCUGGCUAUGUCAUUCAACCCAUUAAGUAUGAUGGAUCUAUCUGGCAUUACAUGGUAAAGUAGUCUUGUGAUUGCUUCAUCAUUUGCAAAGGUCCCAGCCCAAGUCCAUAUGCAGGAUGCCACUAUUUGGCCUAAGACAGUGUUGCAGUGGAAGCAUAAUUAUGGACUGAAGUGAUGUAUAGAUUGCAUGUACAGUGAAGCAAUUAUCUGACCGCUUUGCAAUAUCCUAACAGAGUUUUUCCUGCAAAGUAUCAAAAUCAGAAGGCUAAAGACCUUACAGAGAUACUAUUCUGCUUGCCUGGACAGUAUUCCAAACAGAAGUAACAAAUGCAAAGCCAAGAGAGCCUAAUUAUUUUUCAUUGACAUAAUUAUUUUUAAGUGUAUAAUUGGAAUGCAGUUAGAUAUAGAAGAAAUUUAAUAUAGUUCUUCCCAACAUUUUCCAUAAGUGAGGAAUCUAGCAAAUCUAUAGUCCAAAUUUAAACAUACACAUAAAACUCUCACUACAAAAUUGGAAUGUGGAUGACAGCUGAAGCUGAAAGGGCUGCUGCCAAAUUAGAAAGAUGUAUAAAGAAAGAUUCCAUUAUUCAAUUAAGUUGAAUAAAUUAAGUACUCAGUUGUAAAUGCUUUAAGGUAUUGAAGGCAAUCUGAAAAACAAAAAGUAUAUCAACAAUAAUGUCUAUGGUUAAAUACUCUGAUCCAAUGCAAGCAAUCUACAUGUGGAAACGGGUUUCCCUGUGUCUGCUUGUAGUGCCUCCAGGUACUGGAAUAAAACAGAAUUUACCAAAUGGUGCAGCAACAAAUAUGAAGACAUAAGCAUUACUGUAUAAUGAGUGAGCAAUGUGUGGUGCUUCAGAUGUUUUAGCCUACAAACUUCGUCAUUGAGUAUGCUGGUUAAUGCUGACAGAAGCUUAUUUAUUAUUAUUUUUGUCUUUAUAUGCUGCCCCAUAGCCUGUGGGUUUUCUGGGCAGCUCACAAAAAAUGGGAAGAACAACUAUAGUAUAGAAUCCUAGAGAAACAACAAUAACUAUGGUAAAGUAAAAACAAUAACAUCUAAAACCACAUAAAAUCACCUAAUAUAAGGCACAAAACCAGAGGUUAUAAACAAUAAAACCAGCAUCAGAAAGCAAAUAAAACCAUAGUCCUACAAGCAGGUACUAAAUAAAGUCUUUACUUGGUGGCAAAAGCAGAAUAACAAGGGUGCCAGGUUGGAACAAGGUUCACAGCAUGGUGAUUCAGAAGCCAGAGCACAAGAGGGUCCUGAAGGCCGCUUGCAUUGCUGUGGCAGAGAACAGCAGUGCCAGAAAGCCUUUUAUGGUGGUCUUCAGGACCUCCAGCUGCACUGCAUAAUUGUUCUUCCAUCGCUUCCUGUGAGAAGCUGCAAGGGUGCUCCUGGUUCUGCAGGUACUUGCAGGGUCACUCAGGCCGGAUCCUGACAAAUUUGUCCCAUGGUGAGAAUGCAAUAAUGAAAGCUUGCCUUGUGUGCAUAAUUUUUAUGUGCCAGAUAACUAGCCAUGAUACUGUACUGUACUAAUUUCUCUAUCUGGUUACCUCAUCCACUGAUACAGGCAUCGAUACACCAGGUCAGCCUCAUACUUUCCUUGUAUGAAAGUGAUUCCUUGUCAGAACAAGUUACUAAUCUAAGCAUUUAGUUGUAUGCUACUAAAUAAUGCCUUUGGCUGUACCAAGAUAAGCCAGCAAAAUUAAUCCAGUAUAUUUAGUCAUGUUAGAGUAAAUAAUUAGACUGUCAUCACCAUUUGCCUACCUGUUCAGUGGAUGCUUUGGCCUAUCGAUUGUACUAGCAUUUGCAAUCUUUAUGACAUACAUGUUCUCAAAAAUUCCAUCAGGUAGAUCCACAUAAUUCAAGAAAUUAUAAAUAGGGAAGUGAAAUGGAGCAAGAGCAUGUUAUCCAAGGCUUUUGUUGGCCAAGGCUACUAAGGGAGGCAGUAACUGAUAAAGGAUUUGCUAAACUAAAAAAUAAGCACAUCAACAAAUUUGAAAUCCCAUCAAGCUCCUAAAAUGUGUUCCCAUCCAUGUUGUAAAAUGUUCUCAUGUCCUUUUGGAUUUAUUUGCACAAUAUCUACUGUCUGUCUGUCUGUCUGUCUGUCUGUCUGUCUGUCUAUCUAUCUAUCUAUCUAUCUAUCUAUCUAUCUAUCUAUUUAGAAGGCUUCUAUGCUGCCCCAUUCACCAAAGCCUCUAAAUGUCAUCAUUUUUUCUUUCAGAAUUGCCAGUGAUGGUCAAAAACUUUCUAACCAUUUUCUUCCAAUUUCAGGCCUGUCUACGUUUCUACAGUUAGACCUCAAUCCAAACAUAUAGUUGUCAUCAUGGACCAUGGAGCUUCAGUUACAGAGACACAACUCCAAAUUGCUAAAGAUGCAGCCCAAGUUAUUCUGAACUCAAUAGAUGAACAUGAUAAGAUCUCAGUGUUAGCCGUGGCAGACACCGUAAGAACUUGCUCAUUGGAUCAAUGCUAUAAGACAUUUCUGUCUCCUGCCACCAGUGAGACAAAAAGGAAAAUGUCCACUUUCGUUAGCAAUAUAAAGUCAUCUGACAGCCCUACCCAGCAUGCAGCAGGAUUUCAAAAAGCAUUUCAGUUGAUACGAAAUACAAACAAUAGCACUAAACUCCAAGCAAAUACAGAUAUGGUUGUAAUUUAUUUGUCAGCUGGAAUAACAUCAAGAGAUUCAUCAGAAGAUGGGAAAAAGGCUACGCUUCGUGUUAUCAAUGAAGAAAAUAGUUUUCUUAACAACUCGGUGAUGAUCCUUACCUAUGCACUUAUGAACGAGGGAGUGACAGGUUUAAAAGAAUUAGCCUUUCUCCGAGAUCUGGCAGAACAAAACUCAGCCAAGUACGGAGUGCCUGACCGAACUGCCUUACCUGUGAUAAAAGGGAGCAUGAUGGUCUUAAACCAGCUGAGCAAUUUGGAAACCACCGUUGGCCGGUUUUAUACAAAUCUCCCAAACCAUAUGAUUGAUGAAGCAGUCUUCAGUUUGCCGUUUUCCGAUGAAAUGGGAGAUGGUCUGAUAAUGACUGUAAGCAAACCUUGCUAUUUUGGAAACUUACUACUAGGAAUUGUUGGGGUAGAUGUUAAUCUAGCCUAUAUUUUGGAAGAUGUCACUUACUACCAAGACUCUUUGGCUUCUUACACAUUUCUAAUAGAUAAUAAAGGAUACACUCUUAUGCAUCCCUCUCUUACCAGACCCUACUUGCUCUCUGAACCACCACUCCACACAGAUAUAAUACAUUAUGAGAAUAUUCCAAAAUUUGAACUGGUUCGACAGAACAUACUUAGCCUCCCUCUAGGAAGUCAGCUUAUUACAGUUCCAGUGAACUCCUCACUGUCUUGGCAUGUAAACAAACUGCGUGAAAUUGAGAAGGACGCCUACAAUGUGAGUUAUGCCUGGAAAAUGGUUCAAGAUACAUCCUUCAUUUUGUGUAUUGUUGUGAUACAACCAGAAAUACCUGUGAGACAUCUUAAAAAUCUUAAUACAAUACCCAGUAGCAAGUUACUUUAUCAUCGAUUGGAUCUUUUAGGUCAGCCCAGUGCUUGUCUACAUUUCAAACAACUGGCAACUUUAGAAAGCCCUACAGUAAUGCUGUCUGCAGGUAGUUUCUCUUCUCCAUAUGAACAUCUGAGCCAACAUGAGACUAAGAGGAUGGUGGAGCACUAUACAGCGUAUCUUAGUGACAACACACGCCUCAUUGCCAAUCCUGGGCUGAAGUUCUCUGUCAGGAAUGAAGUAAUGGCUACCAGUCACGUCACAGAUGAAUGGAUGACACAAAUGGAAAUGAGUAGCUUGAACAGUUAUAUUGUUCGCCGUUACAUAGCAACGCCCAAUGGGGUGCUCAGAAUUUAUCCUGGUUCCCUCAUGGACAAAGCAUUUGAUCCCACUAGGAGACAAUGGUACCUCCAUGCAGUGGCAAAUCCAGGAUUAAUUACUUUCACUGGACCCUAUUUAGAUGUUGGAGGAGCUGGCUAUGUGGUUACCAUCAGUCAUACAGUUCAUUCUUCAAGUUCACAAGUGUCUUCUGGCCAUUCUGUUGCUGUCAUGGGUAUUGAUUUUACUUUACGAUACUUCUACAAGGUACUAAUGGACCUGUUACCAGUUUGUAACCAAGAUGGAGGCAAUAAAAUAAGGUGCUUCAUAAUGGAGGACAAAGGAUAUCUUGUGGCACACCCAACUCUCAUUGAUCCCAAAGGCCAUGCUCCAGUAGAGCAGCAACAUAUUACACACAAGGAACCUUUGGUAGCAAAUGAUAUUCUGAACCAUCCAAACUUUGUGAAGAAAAACCUUUGUAACAGUUUCAGUGACAGAACAGUCCAGAGAUUUUAUAAAUUUAAUACCAGCUUAAUGGGUGAUCUGACAAAUCUUGUGCAUGGCAGCCACUGUUCUAAAUACAAGCUGACAAGAGUACCUGGAACCAAUGCCUUUGUUGGAAUAGUAAAUGAAACCUGUGACUCGCUUGCCUUCUGUGCCUGUAGCAUGGUAGAUAGGCUCUGUCUGAACUGUCACAGAAUGGAGCAGAAUGAAUGUGAAUGUCCUUGCGAGUGCCCUCUGGAGGUCAAUGAGUGCACCGGCAAUCUUACCAAUGCAGAAAGCAGGAAUCCUAGUUGUGAAGUCCAUCAGGAACCUAUGACAUUUACUGCAGUUGAUCCGAGUGUGCAAGAUGCUCUUCCUCAAUGUAUUAAUACACGCUGUAAUCAAAGGAUGGAAAGCGGGGAUUGUUUUGGGGUCUUAGACUGUGAGUGGUGCAUGGUGGAUAGUGAUGGAAAGAACCACCUAGAUAAACCCUACUGCGCUCUUCAGAAAGAAUGCUUUGGUGGUAUUGUGGGUGCCAAAAGCCCUUAUGUGGAAGAUAUGGGAGCCAUUGGUAAGGGAGAUGAAGUGAUAGCACUGAAUAUGAUAAAAAGUGCUCCAGUUGGACCUGUAGCAGGAGGUAUCAUGGGAUGCAUUAUGGUUCUAGUUCUGGCAGUCUAUGCUUAUCGUCACCAGAUCCACCGCAGAAGUCACCAACAUAUGUCUCCACUUGCAGCCCAAGAAAUGUCAGUCCGCAUGUCCAACCUGGAGAAUGAUAGGGAUGAGAGGGAUGAUGACAGUCACGAAGACAGAGGAAUCAUCAGUAACACACGGUUUAUAGCAGCAGUUAUUGAACGACAUGCUCACAGCCCUGAACGUCGACGUCGCUACUGGGGACGAUCAGGAACAGAAAGUGAUCAUGGAUACAGUACUAUGAGUCCUCAGGAAGACAGUGAAAACCCUCCCUGCAAUAAUGACCCAUUAUCGGCUGGUGUAGAUGUGGGAAAUCAUGAUGAAGAUUUAGAUCUGGACACCCCUCCUCAGACUGCUGCGCUCUUGAGUCAUAAGUUCCACCACUACAGGUUGCACCAUCCAGCAUUACACCACAGUCACCACUUACAGGCUGCAGUCACAGUACAUACAGUAGAUGCAGAAUGUUAACAACCUCUGAUGUUGAGCAAAAUGCAGCCAGUAAGCACUGAUCCAGAUAGUGAAGGCCAGACUUAACAUUUAUACUUUUACCAGGCAUUGGCUUGACUAACUUCAUGGAACUCAUUUCACAUGAAAACUUUACAUUCUAGAAUGUAUGGUUGACUCUAAAGUGGAAGAGAAAUUAGCAUGAUGAAUAAACCUGCCAUAACUUUCAAUAAAAUGGAAUAGUAGGAAUGUUCAUCCUCCAAACACAGGAAGGUUUAUACAGUAAAUGGAGCCUUUUGAAUCCUGUUAGUCUGAGCCAAGAAAAGAGUCUGCUCAGAUGAAGGAGCAGGAGAUCUUCGGUUUCCUUAACUGGAAGAACAGAAAUCUUUGCAGCCAGAGACAAGGAGGUGCUGGAUCCAGAAAUAGUUGUUGCUACACAGUUUUCAUUUGCUGAGGCUGUUUUUUUAAAGAAUAGUAUAUUACUCUUAUGAAUUGUUGUAUAGGACCUGGGACAGUGCAUCUCAAGAUUUUUAAAUAAAGGAAUAUUUUUGUACUAUUUAUUGAAUUCAAAACAUUCAUGAACUAUUAGGGAGAGGAAUGGGUGGGGAUAAAAGCAUUGGAAAGUCUCUGUGAAUAUAGCCCAUGAUUUAUAUGUGUUGGUGGUGUUGUGGUUCUUCUCAAAAGACUUGCCAUCCCUCUGAACAGAAGGAUAUUCACCCUUCCCCCAUCAUGCUAUAAAGGGAAAAUGAAGAAAUUGUGUGCUGAUUUGUUUACAUGGUUAAGGUUUGGUUUCCAUGGUUAUUUUGUACACACUGAAGAUGGUUUAUAACACAGUUUUUAAAUCAAUGUGGGGAGGAGAAAUACCAAGUCUACUGGCCAAGGCACAGAGAAAUUCUGUUCCUUUGAUCACGCUUUAGUCUAUUCAGUCCCAGGCUGAGGGCAGGAUACCAAUCUGUGCGCUGCAGUACUCAAACAACAUUCCUGUUUAGCAAACUAACAAUAAUACUGAUGAUCUGUUGCUCUGUUCUCAUUUGAUAUUGCAAUUAAAAAAACAAAAAGUUCAAAGAUAAAUUGAAUGCUUUGUAAACUUGGUUAUUUAUGAAAAGUUUAUUCUGGAACUAUGAAGAUAAGUCUCAUCUUUUUCUGGAAUUUAAUGCUAUUUUUGUGAUUCUUACAGGGAGUAAUCAUAUCUGAGUCAUACCACAUGGGCCAUCACAAUUUCAAAUUAGUUUUAAACCACAGUGUUUUGUUUAUUGUGAUUAAAAUAUUAUGGCAACAUUCUGUGUAUAUGAUAAACUUCAAUUUAUAUGUAGUUUUUUUUUUUUUAAAACCUGGAUACUGUUUAAAUGAUAGGAUGCUUGAUAGUUAUUAUGUAAAAUGGUUCUUACGCAUUAUGGUAAAGUCAGUAUGCGUGUGCUAUCAGAAUCCCUUUUAUAGUAUGUAUAAAAUUACAAUCUCUAGUAGAAUAAACUGUAUAUAAAU
This is a messenger RNA of Varanus komodoensis (Komodo dragon), 7134 nucleotides long. RefSeq names its product cache domain containing 1 (gene CACHD1). Gene Ontology annotation, molecular function: voltage-gated calcium channel activity. Lineage: Eukaryota; Metazoa; Chordata; Lepidosauria; Squamata; Varanidae. Gene Ontology annotation, cellular component: voltage-gated calcium channel complex. The transcript has 23 exons. The record is from RefSeq and is a predicted model, not a curated record. Bases 2542 to 5676 code for a protein of 1044 amino acids.